This is a messenger RNA of Cyclopterus lumpus (lumpfish), 1882 nucleotides long. Its product is annotated as ADP-ribosylation factor-like protein 4C. The transcript has a single exon. NCBI's taxonomy places the organism in Eukaryota, Metazoa, Chordata, Actinopteri, Perciformes, Cyclopteridae. The record is from RefSeq and is a predicted model, not a curated record. Gene Ontology annotation, cellular component: cytoplasm. Gene Ontology annotation, molecular function: GTP binding; GTPase activity. Gene Ontology annotation, biological process: intracellular protein transport; endocytic recycling. Bases 583 to 1161 code for a protein of 192 amino acids.
CAGCCUCUCCGCAGACACAGCAGCUGCAGCGGUCGUGAGGAGAGCAGCACCCGACACGAAUCGGUGGACGUUAGUUCCCCCACCCCGCAGCACCACCACCACCCCCCCCCCCCCCUGCCCGGUUCGACCUCAGGAGCAGGGCGCAGUCGCGAGCCUGGGAGGUGGAUCUAUUCGUGCGCAGCUUCCAGAGGGUGUGUUUUGAUCCUGCGGAGGAUCCGAGUCGGAGGACACAGGAGGAGUCCUACGGGUGGGGAAAGGUGUGUGCGUGUGUGAUCCCCGGUGACCCCGGUGUCCUUCACAGCGCUGACGCCGCGUCCACGCCGUCUUGGAGGAGCCGUUUGACGGCCGAAUGGAUGCGAGUGCGUGAGGAGAAUACUAAUGAACGGCGCGCCGCGUCCCCCGCUGCUGCUGAGGGCCACAGCGGAGCCGAUCAGUCAUCCGGAGCGCAACGCGGUCUGCGCACCACCUCAGUCUCCCCACGGGAAUUACAUGAGCGGGAUCUGAGCACCCACAAAAAAACACCACCAUCAACAACAACAACAACAACCUCCAGCGGCUCUGCUGAAAGGAGAAAACGCCAAGAUGGGCAACAGCUUUUCCAACAUCUCUGCCUUCCAGUCUCUUCACAUCGUCAUGCUGGGCUUGGACUCCGCCGGCAAGACCACGGUCCUGUACAGACUCAAAUUCAACGAGUUCGUCAACACGGUUCCCACCAUCGGGUUCAACACGGAGAAGAUCAAGCUGAGUAACGGCACCGCGAAGGGCAUCAGUUGUCAUUUCUGGGACGUCGGGGGCCAGGAGAAGCUGAGGCCCCUGUGGAAGUCCUACAGCCGGUGCACCGAUGGGAUCAUCUACGUCGUGGACUCUGUGGACGUUGACCGGCUCGAGGAGGCCAAGACGGAACUGCACAAAGUGACCAAGUUCGCGGAGAACCAGGGCACGCCGCUGCUGGUCAUCGCCAACAAGCAGGACCUGCCCAAGUCCCUUCCGGUGGCGGACAUCGAGAAGCAGCUGGCUCUGCACGAGCUGAGCCCCUCCACCGCCUAUCACAUCCAACCUGCGUGUGCUAUAAUCGGCGAGGGGCUUCACGAGGGAAUGGACAAGCUGUAUGAAAUGAUACUGAAGAGGAGGAAAUCCCUCAAACAGAAGAAGAAGCGAUAACAGCUGCUGUGUUCUGUGGACGGUGCUGUAGUCUGAUUAACUGUAAGGAAUCCGGGUUCUGCCAGUGUUGCCCUAAACAGGUUUACUUUGCAGUGUUUCUUUUUUGUUGUUGUUUUACUUCUUUUCCUUCACAUCCUCAGUUUGGAUUAAAGCUGUUCGAGUGCAUCAUUCUGCGCACAGGAAGGAGGCUGCAGGAUAUAGAAUCCAUAAUAACCAAAAAGACAAAUAUAGAAAAGAAACUUGAAAUGACUCUUCAGAUCUACAGCGUGGAGAAAGAGACGCGGGCGGGCCCCGUUUAUCUGCUGCUUUGUCGUGGACUUUGAACACAGUUUUGAAGAAGAAGCUCCUCUGCUGUAGGGAGGACUGUUAUGACACAGUGGUUUUUAUUUCCACCCACAGGAGGUCUACUGUGGGAAUCACACGUUUGAUUUUGCACGUGGCUCGGGUCACUUGUGCCCCCUGCUCUUUUUAUUUUUUAUUUGGAGGACAGACAUCUGUAGUUUCCGUCUGGAUGUCAUGCUGACUGUUUCUUUGGGAGCAUUGAAGUAGCCUUUCCUCUGCGCGGUGGACUGAGGACAGAGUGUUCACUACUUUGCACUUUUCAUUUCCUAACAAACAGUAGAUAACUACACUGUAUUAAUAGAGGAGCCAAUCCAGGUGGUUUAUGUACUAAGAAGCCAAAAUUGAAGUAUUUUUUGAAUAUUAAAAGAUUUAAAAUCCA